AGAAAACGAGGGAGGUGCAAGGAGUGUGAUCACUUUAAGACCCAGAGGGGUUUUUUUUCCUCCUCUUUCUCUUCAUUUCCCCCUUCUGCUCUCCCCCCACCCUCCACUUUUUUUUUUUUAAGGAGCGACAGGCUGUGGCGUUUGCAGAAGGGUUUGGUCUCCGUCAUCGCGCUGCAAAAAGCGAGCGAGCGAAAGCGACAAGGAGGGAGAGGAAGAGGAGGAGGAGGCGGAGGAGGGAGUGGGAUGAAGGGGAGGUGUAACACAUCCGACGAGCCGGCUGCAAUGGGCCUCAGCUAAUCCAGACCCUUCGGAGGACCUGCCUUCCCGCUGCCACCGCCGUGUGUCAGAAGCUCCUUGGAUUCGGUUCUCCCCGCCGCCCCCGCCGCCGGUUGACCACAUUUUUUUCCUUGACACACAAUGAGCGCCGCCUGGUAGAGGAGAAGCGGCGUGCCGUGCUGCCUUGCCCCUUUCGGGUUCUCGCGAUGUGAUUCUAUUGCGGCUGCUGGAGGUGAAGGAGGAAGAGGAGGCAGCGUGGCCCGGGGGGGAGGAGGAAGCCUGAGGCUAUGUGGUGUCAGCGACACCAGAAGAUUUGGUGAACCAUGAUGAAGACUGAGUCCCAUAAUACUCCUGGCGGCAGCGGCAGCAGCAGCAGCAGUGGGGGCAGCACCACCACCGGUGGCAAUGGGGCUGGAGGCAGCCUGAGGAGUGCCUCGCCUCACCGGAAUGCCUACGAAGCUGGCAUCCAAGCUCUGAAAGCCUCCAAGGAUGCCUUGGGCCAAGCUGACAGUGAGGAGGCCAAGAAAGCCAGGAACAAGAAAUAUGGGUCCAAUGUCCAUCGGAUCAAAAAUAUGUUCCUGCAAAUGGGCACUGCGCCGCCACCAGGGGAGGGAGCAGUUGAUCUGGCCAAGAUGAAGGAGAAGCCGGUCCGGUUGUCCUUGCCCCGGGCCAGCAGCCUGAACGAGAAUGUAGACCAUAGUGCAUUGCUGAAACUGGGCACCAGCGUAUCCGAGAGGGUGAGCCGGUUUGACUCCAAAACAGAUAAGCCAUUGUCCAAGCUCCAGGAGACACGGAAGAUCUUCGAGAGAAGUCUCCAGGAGAAGGAGACCACCAACAAACUGCUUCUGAGGAAAGAGAGAGCUGGCUUCCAAGACCGGAAGUUGGAUGUGGUGGUGAGGUUCAACGGCAGCACAGAAUCCCUGGACAAACUAGACACAGAGGCUGUGUCUCCCACUGUAAGCCAACUCAGUGCUGUCUUUGAGAAAGCUGACCUGAGGAAUAACCUCCAUAAAGCCCCUGGCAAAGUUGGGCCUCUCAACUCCAAAAUUGUUAGCAAAAGGUCCAGGGUUUUCCUCCAGGCUCCAGAAGGAGGUGCCAAGGUGGAAAACAGGAAUAGUGAUGGGGCUGCGCCCCAAGUGAGAGCAAGGUUGCCUGAAACUGACAAAGCCCAAAACAAGCUGGUGCCCGGGGGGUCAGUAGCAGCAAAGCCAGGAGAUAAAGACUCUAACAUGGGGCUACGUCCUCAGAAGGUCCAAGAAGUGCGCAAGAUCAAGCCUGUGGAAGUGGAAGAGAGUGGAGACUCUGAACAGGAGUUUGAGGCAGCUGAGGUGGCAGUGGCAGCAGCAGCAGUGGCAGAUGAGAACAGCAAGGCCUCUAAGGGUUCUGACCCUCUCAGGGCAGAGGUGAUUCAGGCUGAGGUCACAGUGCAUGCGGCCUUGGAAAAUGGCCAGCUGGGGGGUGAAAGAUACCUAGAAACUCCAGGCCCAUUGGCAGACACUUACUGUGAGGAAGUGGCCAAGGCUGAGGGACCAGAGGAGAAUGACCUGGGUGAUGAGUCUAAGAAGGAGGACUUCUCUGAGGCUGACCUGGUGGACAUUAGUGCCUACAGUGGACUGGGGGAGGAUUCGGGAGGGAGUGGGCUGGAUGAAGACGAGGAUGGUGAUGGACUGUAUGCACCGGAAUCUAGCUGUGUCGAGAUCCCUGGGCUGUCAGAAGAGGAUGAAGCUGCCCCUAAUCGCAAGAUCCACUUCAGCACAGCCCCAAUACAGGUUUUCAGCACUUAUUCCAAUGAGGAAUAUGACCGUCGAAAUGAAGAUGUUGAUCCUAUGGCUGCCUCAGCAGAGUAUGAACUUGAAAAAAGAGUGGAAAGGCUGGAUCUAUUUCCUGUGGAACUGGAAAAAGAUUCUGAGGGUCUUGGGAUCAGUAUUAUUGGAAUGGGGGCUGGAGCUGAUAUGGGUCUAGAAAAGCUUGGCAUAUUUGUCAAGACUGUGACAGAAGGAGGAGCAGCUCAUCGAGAUGGCAGGAUCCAGGUGAAUGAUCUUAUCGUUGAGGUGGAUGGCACCAGUUUGGUGGGCGUGACUCAAAGCUUUGCAGCCUCUGUGUUAAGGAAUACCAAGGGUAGAGUCCGGUUCCUCAUUGGCAGGGAGAAGCCAGGAGAGCAGAGUGAAGUGGCGCAACUGAUCCAGCAGACCCUGGAACAGGAACGAUGGCAGCGAGAAAUGAUGGAACAGAGGUAUACCCAAUAUACAGAGGAGGAUGAAGAAACAGGAGAAUAUGCUACAGAUGAAGAUGAAGAGAUGAGCCCCAUGUUCCCCAACAAUGAAAUGGCUAUUGAGGUUUUUGAAUUGGCUGAAAAUGAAGACAUGCUGUCUCCAGUGGAGAUGGAUCCUGAGAAGCUAGUGCAUAAAUUUAAGGAGCUCCAGAUCAAGCAUGCUGUGACUGAAGCCGAAAUACAGCAGCUGAAAAGAAAGCUACAAUCAAUUGAACAGGAGAAAGCUCGCUGGCGCAUUGAGAAAGCCCAGCUGGAACAGAGCGUAGAAGAAAACAAGGAGCGGAUGGAGAAACUGGAAGGAUACUGGAUGGAGGCUCAGAACUUAUGCCAGGCUGUGGAUGAGCACUUAAAAGAGACCCAGGCCCAGUACCAGACUCUGGAAAGGAAAUACAGCAAAGCUAAGCGACUUAUUAAGGAGUAUCAACAGAAAGAAAUUGAAUUCCUCAAGAAGGAGACAGCUCAGCGUCGCAUCCAAGAGGAGUCUGAAUUGGCUCACAAGGAGGAAGUUGACAAGCUGCAAGAGAAGAUCUCUGAACUGGAGGCGAAGCUGCAGACUUUGAAAAAUUCCAACACGACUUAAAAAGAGAGAGAGAGAGAGAGAGAGAGAGAGCAGAAAAACAUAUAAACCAACCAGAGAAAUUAAUUCAUCUUAUUAUUAACUAUUACUAUUAUUCGCAAGGGACAUCUUUAGAAUUUUCUUCCACCCAUGCCCAGUCUUUAUUCUUCCUCAUCCUGUGCCUCGUUCCCUUUAUUUUACUGCAGGGAAAAUACUGUAAAGCCCAGCACUGUCAGAAGAACUACUGCAGAUGACCUUGCCAUCUGUUGAGUAUGAGGCUGUGAAAGACCAGGUGGGGUGGUGAAAUUCUAGAUGGACUGCAGAGACACAACCCACCUCUUGAUGGUGAUGGAUCAUUUUCAGUUUCUGUGUCUGGUGUGCAUCUUGUGUCAACUGGAGAAACAGAUGAUGGAGGGCGGGAAGGUGGUCAUCUGUGUACAGUAAUGUAUGUCUUCUGUCCCAUCUGCCUGAUGAGAACCUUUAUGGAUUGGGACUGAUGCCCCAUGUCUAUACAUUGACUUGUUGGCUCUUCAGUGGUGCAGGCAACUAGAACAUAGAAAGACUCUGCUGGUGACAAAUAAGACCAGCGGUUUUCAUUUUGCUUCCUGAAUCUUGAUCUUAUGAGCUGGGUGGGGUGGAGGGUGGGACACUUGUCUAGCUUUGAGAUGGGAAGAUCUUUAGUUUUCCAUCCUUUGGGCAACUUGGAAUCCAUUGUUCUCUAUGUUUUGUGGUGGGAACUGUAUCUGUUUCCUAACGAAUGAGCCAGCAGGAGGUUUUGCUGGCCAUCUUUGGGACAUCCCUGCUGGCAACUGACUUUUACAUCAGGGAAGAAGUAUCAGCCUGUUUUUCUUUUCCUCAUUACAUUUUAUUCCUAUUUUUUUGGAAGAUUCCUGGGAAUCUACAUUCUGGAGACUAACAAACUGGACUCUCCCAAAGGACUUGAGGGUUCAGACGUAAUUGCUGAGAGCAAAUAUAUCAAGGCAGCUGUAGCCAGGAAAUGAAGCCAGAAACUUUAGAAAAACAUGGAACUGCCAUUCUGUAUUUGCAUCUCCAAAGGCCACCAGUUUGUGCUGGAUCCAUCUCACCACUGUCAGCAUCAGGGUUUGCUGGGGAAAUUGGAAUCUGGAACUAAUUAGGAGCAAAACAUGAAAACAAAGCCCUGGUGGUCAAAAGCAAACUGUACAAUGAAUCUUGUCUUUUUAAUUUAAUGGUAAGGGUUAUUGUGUUUUGUUUUCAUUCAUUACAUCAGGUCUGAGGACCACUGCACAGAUCCAUUUAGUGCUGGGAUUUAGAGUUCAUCUCUCUUGUUGGCAUACUGCUCUCCCUGGCAGUGACACAAUGUCAUGUGUCGCACAUGUGUUAACCUGUCAGUAUCUUAACUUCAACACAUUUCUUUGCUGAAGGAACAGUUAGUGUAGACAGUAACUACAGGAAGGUCCAAAAUGCUGCAACACCUUAGCUACCUGGGAGAUCUUAUGCCGCAGCAGUGUUGAGUUACAUCAGAUGCUGAUAGUGAGUUACAAAAGCUGUCCAAGGUGCCAGAGGACUUCAACUUUUUUUGCCUCCUACCCUUUCCCUCUAUUUAAUGAAGCAAAGCGGAAUGCUAUAGUUGUUAUUCUAUGUUCCUGCAUGCUUAUGAAUCAUCAGCUAGGAAACAAUAUUCCAAAAAGCUAUUCAUUCAGAAUCAAAUAUUACACCACAGAGAAGAGAUUGCAAAAGAACAUUUCUUGGCACCACAAGUCUUGAAAUCUUCUGUAUUCCAUCAGUUUCAUGGUCAAUUUAUAAGCUACGCAAUGUUAGUGUGAAGGAUCUAUGUAACUGGGAUUAAUGGCCAAUGUUUUAUGCAGGGAUAAUAUUAAAGAGAGUAAGGAAAAAAGACAAGACUUGUGAAGUGUAGCAUGCUGAAACUCAAGAAGGAUCUCCAAAAAUGUUUUCUCUAUUAAUGGGCUUGGUUCAUACAACAUACCAAGGCAUACUGUAGUUUGUUGGACAUUUACCAUGUGCAAAUCCAGCACAAUUGAAGGUUAGUCAAUAAACUACAGUAAACAUAUCAUAGUGUACAUGAUGUAUGAAACCAGACAUGUCUAUCCUUGUUACUUUCUUAGACAGAAUAUUUCUUGUUAGUUAUUUAGACUUAUUCUUGUGCCUGGAUUUUAGUUGAAUGUUGUAUUAUUUAAAUAAUUUUUAAACAUGCACCCAUAAUCAAGUCCCCGUAUAAGAUUUUGCAUAUAAAGUAAGUUCAUGAGAGUUGAAAAAUAUGAGAGUUCCUUCCCUUGCUGGUGUUCUCCAUGGAUGAAGUUAUAAUUCAUAUGGUUCCAAGCCAGCAGAUGAGCGUUGUAAUUCAGGACACCCAGAAGAUACAGGUUGGCAAAACUUCCAGAAACAACUGUUCUAGAUUGUUUUAUCUUGUUGUUUUAAAGUAUAUAAUGUUUUAAAGGGGGGGGAGGGUCAAAUCAUGCAAUUUCUCUCAUCAAAUCACAGCACCACCUAUUGAACAAUGCCAGGUUAAUUCUGGUAAUAUUAAGUCUUUUGACAGUAUUUUUAACGGCAUUGUUAACUGCCCUCGGUUAUUUAUUUAAUAUCUUCUAUGAGAAGUGGCAGUAGAAAUAUAUUUUAUAAAGUUGCUGGAAAAGUGACUUUUUUUGUCAAAAAGAACUAUAUUACUUCAAAAGCUUGGAAUUAAUUAUUUUAAAAUAGUAUUCUGUCAGGAAAGUUCUAGAUGGUUUCCUUUAGAAUUGUCAUGUUCUGGUCCUCGGGUGCUCAUGCACUUUUCACUGUUGGGAGGAAAAUCCCAAGAUAUUUCCUUCCUAUAAUUUGAGAGAGGUGUUCUUGGAUUAAUACUGCUGUGGAAAAUAAGAUACUGGUGAUGAAAGAGAUUGAAUACCAGGGUCGGCAUUAUGAAGAAGUUGGUUUAUUUGGAAGGAUGAUGAUUUCUUUCACUUAUUUCUCCAGGAUUCACCUAGAAAUUUCCAGAUCUCGUCAUGAGGACGUGUAGUUUGUUUGUGAUAAAAAUCAUUCAUUUUAUCCUUCAUUAUUUGGAAUUCAAAGGUUUGAUGUGUGAAAACUGUUCACACAUAAGAUGAGUAUUCAAGAAGAUCACUUCCCAAAGUUAGGUUAAUCUUUGCAUCUUUCUAUGAUCUGCUUAUAUACUCACUUUGGUCAAAAGUGACAAUUUGGUGGGUUAUUUUCCAAAGUUUAAUUUAUAUAUGGAAUGGGUAUUCUAUACACAUGCCAUGAUUUGUGAACAAGGACUUCAGUAUGGCAAAUAUUUUGGAUUCAUUAAUCAAAAAUAAAAAACUGAAAAGUCCAAUUUUUUAGCCUAGAAGUGGGGAAUCAAAUGAUUUGGGAAAGACUACUUUCCUAUCUCCUAUACAUAGAAAGGGUCACAUUGUAAAUGUUCUCACAUAUCUAUCCUAAAACUCACUGCUCUUAAAGCUAAAGGCAUCAUACUGUAUGUUCAUGCACAUAUAACGUGGGGAGUAUGCAUUUUAGUGCUCUGUGAAUUGCUUAAAAGUUUACUGCAAGUGUAGUUCAGCCAAUUUACAGCCUCAGUCCCCUUUAUGUGUUAUAUUUGUUGCAGCACUUUUUCCAUCAACUGCUGGGGUGAUAAUGGAGUUGGUUGUCUGGCGCUUGAAGGAUCCAGGUUCGGUAGGAACUUACAUGUGUAUGAUUGAGUGAUGUCAUUCAAAAUAACACGUCCUAUACUAUGUUCUCUUUAUACAUACAGAUGGAAGAAGUUGCAGAAAUAGCCACAACAGGAGAAAUUGUGCCAUUCUCCUAAUAACAUGGGAAUUCCC
Messenger RNA from Thamnophis elegans (Western terrestrial garter snake), 6901 nucleotides. RefSeq names its product protein phosphatase 1 regulatory subunit 9B (gene PPP1R9B). Gene Ontology annotation, biological process: calcium-mediated signaling; neuron projection development; actin filament organization. Gene Ontology annotation, cellular component: cytoplasm; postsynaptic density; dendrite. The record is from RefSeq and is a predicted model, not a curated record. The transcript has 10 exons. Gene Ontology annotation, molecular function: actin filament binding. Bases 600 to 3128 code for a protein of 842 amino acids. NCBI's taxonomy places the organism in Eukaryota, Metazoa, Chordata, Lepidosauria, Squamata, Natricidae.